Messenger RNA from Diatraea saccharalis (sugarcane borer), 2384 nucleotides. The record is from the annotation of a GenBank genome assembly. Lineage: Eukaryota; Metazoa; Arthropoda; Insecta; Lepidoptera; Crambidae.
UUCAAUUCACCAGAAUAUUCAGUGUCAACUUCAACUUGGAUGGUUUGGAUGUAGGAAGUUAAACGCUUCUUAGUAUUCAACAAAUUUUAUAAUUAUCAAGACCACUGAAAAUUCUUGCGUUAAUAAUAAUAAAUAAUAACAAAUAAUCAUUGUCCACCAGAGACAUAAACAAUAUGAAAACUAUAAAGAGUAUAAUUUCUAGGUACAUAAAUUUCGCUACACAAUCAAUAAACAAGGCAGUCAAAAUGCUUAAAUCGAUUUACAGACUAACAGCCGGUUUCUGAUUUGAAAAAAGUAGAAAAUUUCUACUGCUUAUUCUCAAUAACCUAAGUUUUUUUAAUUUUACAAGUCAAAUAGUCCUAGUUUUAUCAAACUGCUAUCAACUGAUCAUCAAAAAACUAAAAUCGGAAACGAAAACUAAAUGACGUUAGUUUGAGACGUUUAACUUUAAAUUCUCAAUUAAGAAACCGAGUAUAAAAUUUCCUAAAUUAUUGUAAAGAGAUCAAUCUAACAUUAACCUACGUUAUUUUAAUAGAGCAGUUCUCCAAAAAAAUUGUUUGAAUGGGCUACCUUUUCAAGUUAAGCGUUUGCUACACUGCUAGGCAGUAUAAGCGAUUAAUUCCUUAUGCUAUCAUAUUAAAAACAAAGUGUCAUUGUCAAAUUUGUCAAAAGUUUGUAAGCAAAAAGCAGGCGUAGACUUUUUAUGUUAUUCUGUUUUUGUUAGAAUACAAUUACAUUAUAAAUGGAAUCUAGUGUUUCUGGACCAUCAACAUCUUCUAGGGCUACAAGAUUUAUGAUGGAAGGUGUUGGGGCACGUGUUAUAAGAGGACCAGAUUGGAAGUGGGGCAAACAGGAUGGCGGAGAGGGUCACGUUGGAACAGUAAGAAAUUUUGAGUCCCCUGAAGAAGUAGUGGUUGUCUGGGAUAAUGGGACAGCAGCAAACUAUAGGUGUUCUGGAGCAUAUGACUUACGCAUUUUAGAUAGUGCACCCACUGGUGUGAAACAUGAAGGCAGCAUGUGUGACACAUGUCAUCAGCAGCCUAUAUUUGGCAUUCGCUGGAAGUGUGCAGAAUGUUGCAAUUAUGAUUUGUGUUCUGUUUGUUAUCAUGGUGAUAAACAUCAUCUCCGUCAUCGAUUCUAUAGAAUUAGUGCACCAGGAGCACAGCGAUGCCUUGUAGAGCCUCGCAGGAAAAGUAAAAAACAAGCUGUGAGAGGUAUUUUUCCUGGAGCUAGAGUUGUUAGAGGGGUUGACUGGCAAUGGGAAGAUCAGGAUGGAGGUAAUGGCAGAAGAGGGAAAGUUAAUGAAAUACAGGAUUGGUCAGCUGCUAGUCCUCGUUCUGCUGCCUAUGUAGUGUGGGACAAUGGCACUAAGAAUCUUUAUAGGGUUGGCUUUGAAGGCAUGGCUGACUUAAAGGUAGUAAAUGAUGUAAAAGGACAAAAUGUUUACAAAGAGCAUCUACCGCUUUUGGGAGAACUAGGCCCAGGACGGACAGGUCCCCAUGGACUACAAGUUGGUGAUCAAGUAAAUGUAGACCUUGAUUUAGAAAUAGUACAAUCAUUACAACAUGGACAUGGAGGUUGGACAGAUGGAAUGUUUGAGUGCCUUGGUUCCACUGGAACUGUAGUGUGCAUAGAUGAAGACCAUGAUAUUGUGGUCACAUAUUCUAGUGGAAAUAGAUGGACCUUCAAUCCUGCUGUCUUAACUAAGGUUUGCAGUGGCAAUAUCAGUGCAUCAACGUCUACUAGCGGCGCGGCAGGCGGUGGUUUUGCCGUCGGUGACCUAGUGCAAGUGUGUGCUGAUAAAGAACGAGUGAAGGCAUUACAGAGAGACCACGGCGAGUGGGCUGAAGCGAUGGCUCCGGGGCCUUAUUUUUUGCCUACAAUAGUGGGGCCAGAAAGCUGGGAUCCUGGAAAGACGGCUCUAGGUACAGGGGCCUCACCAAUAGCUCUUAUUGCAAUGCUUAAUCCGUGCAGCGAAGGGGAUACUCUUGGGCAAAUCGGCCGCGUGCAACAGAUAUAUUAUGACAAAGAUUUAAAAGUGGAAGUCUGUAAUACUUCUUGGACAUACAAUCCCAAUGCUGUUACAAAGGUGGCAUCGUCUGUUGGGAGUAUUCCGGGAUAUUCAUCAGGAGAGUGUCUCUCAGAUUUAUUGAAGAAACUAUUUGAAUCACAUGUUACCGGAGAUGCCAAUGAAGAGUUGGUUAAGGCUGCAGCGAAUGGCGAUGCGACUCUUUGUGGAGAAAUACUCGCGCGCACUGACGGAGGCCACGCCGAUGUCAACGGCGUAUUCGGGGGACAUACGGCGCUACAGGUACAGUCGACAUCACGUCAAGUUACUACACAAUGACGAUGUGGCUCUAUGUAUUCGGGGGACAUACGGCGCU